UUUUGACAUGAUCAAAACUGAAAUUGUCUGUGAGAUUAAAAUAGUAAAUGCCUGUGUUGCUUAGUUAUUUGUAAACCAGUGUUUUUAAGCCACUGAGCAGAACUUUUUUCCAUCUACAAGUAAAAACUCUGCCGUGUACAGAAUCCCUGGCCUAGUUUGCAAGAAAGCGCAUGCAUGAAGAGCAGAACCCGCAAAGGUUUAGCAUUGGCCUACAACUCCAAAGUGCAAAGUUCUCCUGAGAUGUCUUCCGCCUUCUACAGUUUUUGCUUCAUUGCCAUGUUUUCGAUGAAGUGAAGCACUAAGAGGAUGAGGAAAGAUUUUGGCCUCCAAUAGAAACACAAAAGACACUGCACUGCUUCAAAAUUAAGAUCCAACUUUGAAAAUGAAGACAAUCGUGUGUUUUUGGUUUGUGCUUGGUGCACUUUCUGCUUCAGGCAAAGUGCUCGUCACAAAACCAGGGCAGAAGGCCAUCUUGGAGUGUGGGGUAAACACCUUUACAAAGCAGCUGGAGUGGUAUCAUGAGAAAGACCUGUUACAUAGAGUUUCUCACAGAGGCUUCCCUAGCAAAGGGAAAGGUGAAAUUGUCACAAACUCAAAGGUGAAGCAAACAAAGCUGGAGAUCGUUCUAGUGAAGAAAGAAUAUGCCGGGAAGUUCAUUUGCAUUGCAGAUGAGAACCGUCAAGAACACACUCUUCUUGUGGCCUCAGUGUCAGUCAAGGCCAGCCCCUCCACUGAGCUCCAGCUGGGCAGUGAGGCCGAGCUCGACUGUCAGGUAGAAGGUCUGGACCAAGGCUCUACAGCGACGUGGAAGAGACCAGAUGGAAGUUUACACUCAGGGAUUCUCAAGUCCGUAGACCACUCUGAUGAAGGCGACUGGGAGUGUACAUUCCCCAGUGGCGGGGAGACGUACAGUCAGAUUCUAGCCAUCAAAGUUAAAGGACCUACUCCUGUACCAGCUGAUCCAACCCUUUCCCAAGGCACAACCUGCGUCGACUGCGUCACUCACCCUCCAUCUGUCACUGCUUUUCUGCUGGGCCUCAGCUGGUGGGUGUGGGUUGCAGUUGGAGCGGGCUGCCUGGUUGUGGUUCUCCUAUUGGUCUUUGUCAUUAUCCUGUGCAAGAGGAUCAAGAAAAAGCAGGGAAAAUUUCAGGCGAUGAAGAAUGGCCGACAGCCACUGAAGCCAAAGAAGUACUGCAAGUGUGACAGCCCAGCAGCUGCAGCAAAACCGCAGCAAAAACGCCGGAGAGAGAAGCCAUCAGCUCUCCCUCCGCAACCCCUGCUAAUGCUGUGAAAUGAAAGACAGAUGGAAAGAAAGGAAAGAAAGACAUGAAGACAGAGAGAGAGAGAGAGAGAGAGAGGUUGAGAGGAAGGGAAAGUGAGGAAUAGAUAAAGAUAAAGAGAGAGCGAGUGGAUGAGAACCCCAGUGUGAAUGUAUCAUGAAUGUAAAUUGGCUUUUGAAUGCUCAAGAUGGAAGUAAAAAUCAAAUGUAAUGAUGUGGGCACUUUGAGCUUUUUCACCAAGUAUAACCAGUGAACUGAAUGCAAAUAGGCUCCUCCACUGCAAGGGAGAACAACAACAGUCUGUGCUUAUUUUUGUCAUUUAGGCCUCAUGCUAACAUGUGAAGAAUAUCUUUGAAUACAGAAUUUUCAACUUCUAAUGUGCUUAUCAUUGAAAAUUAAACUCAGCUGAUUAAGAAAUACUUUCUUACUUGUGUUUCUGUGUAUUUGGUAGAUGUCUAUGUAUACUUUGUCUUUUUGUGGGUUGUAAAUGAAAGAUUAGAGAACUGUAUUGAAGUUUCAUGUUUUGUUUUUUUCCUGAGACAAUAAACUGUAAGGAUAC
Molecule: messenger RNA, 1839 nt
Organism: Anoplopoma fimbria (sablefish)
Lineage: Eukaryota; Metazoa; Chordata; Actinopteri; Perciformes; Anoplopomatidae
Exons: 9
Coding region: 383-1291 (302 amino acids)
Biological process (GO): T cell activation; interleukin-15-mediated signaling pathway; positive regulation of ERK1 and ERK2 cascade
Cellular component (GO): membrane raft; external side of plasma membrane
Molecular function (GO): protein tyrosine kinase binding; MHC class II protein binding
Source: RefSeq, a predicted model, not a curated record